Messenger RNA from Eimeria mitis, 3399 nucleotides. RefSeq lists its product as uncharacterized. NCBI's taxonomy places the organism in Eukaryota, Apicomplexa, Conoidasida, Eucoccidiorida, Eimeriidae. Gene Ontology annotation, biological process: protein polyubiquitination; proteasome-mediated ubiquitin-dependent protein catabolic process. Gene Ontology annotation, molecular function: ubiquitin protein ligase activity. The record is from RefSeq and is a predicted model, not a curated record.
AUGCUGCAGCAGCAACGGGGCGGUUUGUUCGGGGACAUGCUGCCUUGGGGCCAUAGAUUCAGCAGCAGCAGCAGCAGCAGCAGCAACACCUUUGCCGUAGACUGCAGGGCCCCCCUGUCACGGGUAGAGACAGAAGUGAGACGCUCUGUGCAGGCAGCUGAGCGUCCACCGUUGCAGCAGCUGCAGCAGCUGCAGCAGCUGCAGCAGCUGCAGCAGCAGUCACAACAGCAAAUGGAGGAGUUUGCGCGAGAGUCUCAGGCAGAAGGGGGCCUGCAACAGCAGGAGCAGCUGCUGCAGCAGCAUCUACAGCAGCAGCAACAGCAGCAGCAGGAAGAUGAGGAGCAAGAGGAACUGCCGCCGCAGCAGCAGCAAGAACCCAGCAGCAGCAGCACACGGACAGGGGAACGCUCUCGGCAGCGGGGGUGGCGGGGUGCGCGGACAUCAGCAGAGGGUGAGGCUGCUGCAGAGCAGCAGCAGGAGCAGCAGGAGCAGCAGCAACUGCAGCAGCAGCAGCGUCAGCAGCGUCGGGGGCAUGCGCGACAGCACCACCAGCAGCAGCAGCAGCAGCAGCCAGAGGAGCACGAUGCGGAUUCCUUGGAUAGCAGCGACUCGAUGGAUGUAGACAGCCACAUAAAGACAGGGAGGCCCUCUGGAGACGACGAUCCCGAGUAUAGCGACGAGGAGAUUCUGAGCAGCAGCAGCGGCAGCAGCAGCAGCAGCGAGGGGGAGAAUGCGGUGAUAUUUGAGGGAGAAGAGCUAGGAGACAGCGACAGCAGCAGCAACAGCAACAGCAGCUGCAACAGCAGCCCCAGCGAGGGGAGCAGCGACGACGAGGCAGCAACAGGCCCUGAGAGAGAAGGGCAGGAGGAGCCGCUGCAGCGCGAAGGUGCUGCAGCAGAAGCGGCAGCAGCAGCUCCUGCUGCUGCUACCACUGCUGCAGCAGAAACAGUCCAAGCAGAUGCAGCAACUCCUUCGCGUGCUACGCCUGUACGACAGCGUGCUGCUGCGGAGCAGCAGCAAGAGGCAGCUCCCGGUGCAGCUGCAGGUUCCCCGGAUCCCAGCAGCAGCAGCAGCAGCAGCAGCAGCAGUUGCAGUAGGAAUAACCCUGCAGCCUUGGGUGCUAUCCAGCUGUACGUACACUCCGUGCCUGUGCCGCCUCAUAUGCCUGUAAUGGAGGCGCUUAAUCUGUAUGGGGGUUGUGUGGCUCUCGGCAAGCGCAGCAGCAGCAGCAGCAGCAGCAGCUGGCGUGACAGCAGCAGGACGAGCGGGUGGUUCACUCCAGCUAGUGGGGCGGCUUACCGCAGACUGCAGCAGAUGCUGCAGGGAGGAAGCAGCACCUUUGAGAUGCUGCUGUCUACGGCGUUGUUGGCUGAUCUCUUCCCCAGCAGCAGCAGCGGCAGCAGCAGCAACAGCAGCACAGCGAGGCAGCGCGGAGAGGUAGAUGCACUGCCGGCAUUCCUCGAUUCUAGGAGACCUCUUUCUGUUGCUGCUGCUGCUGCUGAUGCAACGCCACAAACAACAGGCGCUGACCCUCCUGCUGCUGCUUCUGCUCCCGCGACAAGCAGCACGGGAAGUAGAAGGCAGAGCAGCAGCAGCAGCAGCAGCAGCAGCAGCAGCGGGGAGAUGCUGCAGGUGGAUCUCAGUGGGAGAUUCUGCAUCAUGGCUGAAGAGUGUGGUGCAGCAGCAGCACCAACUGCAGCAGCAGCAGCAGCAGCAGAAACAGCAGCUCAGGGGAAGUCCCUUUGGGACAAGGCCCACACCAUUGACUACUUAGUACUUCCAGCCUCACCAAGGACGCGCGACAGCAGCAGCAGCAGCAGCAGCAGCAGCAGCAGCAGCAACAGCAGCAGCAGCGGCAACGAGCUGCCCACUUCUGAGGGUCUUCGGCUGGGCCGGGAUACACCGCUUGUCACCUCUCUUGUGCAUCCUGCUUUGGGUGCCGAGCGGCUGCUGCAGCAGCUGCAGCAGGAGCGCUUGUCACCUCUCUUGUGCAUCCUGCUUUGGGUGCCGAGCGGCUGCUGCAGCAGCUGCAGCAGGAGCAGCAGCAGCAGAAGCGUGGUGUUGCUGCAACGUGCUGCGAGUCAAAAGAGCUGCACAAGCAGGAGCAGCAGCAGCAGCAGCAGGAGCAGCAGCAGCAGCGACAGCAGCAAGUGUUGGAGGAUCUGGCUGGGUGCCACAGAUGAAGCUGCUCCUCUCUUCUACGCACUUCCUUCAGCAGGUGUGAGUGUUACGCGGCGCAGCAGCAGCAGCAGCAGCAGCAGCAGCAGCAGCAGCAGGGCAGCAGAUGGGGACUUGCUGCUGCCGAACGUGUUUGAAGAUGCAGCAGCAGCAGCAUCACCUUUUGUGGUUUUGUUGCUGUAUGUGCACAACCUGCUGCAGCAGCUGCCGCGGCUGUAUGCAUAUGCUUCUAUCUCCAGCAGCAGCAAUGGCAACGACUCAGACCCAGCAGCAGCAGAUGCAGCAACUCUAUGCCGAGCUGCUGCUUCUUCACGGGGUUUGUGUGAGCAUCCUCUGGGUCUGUGCAACAGCAAUGGAGGUGAAGCAGCAGGAGCAGCAGCAGCAGCAGCAGCAGCAGCAGUAGAUAUUUCUUGCUGGAGUAGCGUAUCAACAAAAGCUGGGGCUGUCUUGGCUGACCCCGUUGCUGCUGUGACGUGCCACGGCAGAACACCUUUCUGGUUGAGGCGUUUGGUGUUUGCCUGCCCCUUCCUUUUCCCGCUGCAGCUGAGGCUGCUGCUGCUGCUGCAGCAGCAACUCGGAGUUAUGCGGGGCCAGUUUAUCUACAAAGUUCGCCUGAAAGAAGCAGCAGAACUGCUGCUGGGUCGCUGCAGGUGCAAGGAGGAGCAUCAGGAGGAAGCAGCAGCAGACGAGAGCAAGAAAUACUGGCGGACCUGGAAGGCGGUUUUGCUUGCACUGUCUUCUCAGGGAGCAUCGCUGCCUCGUACAAAAGUGAAGAUGCCCCGCUCUCACCUGGUGGAGAGUGCGGCGAAGGUAAUGGACCAUCUGCUGGCGAACAGCCGCAGCAGUGAGGAGCAGCCCGUUCUAGAGGUGGAGUUUGCUGGCGAAGAGGGAGUGGGCCAGGGGCCAACGAACGAAUUUUAUGCAGAGGUGGUCGUUCUUGCUGCUGCUGCUGCUGCUGCUGCUGCUGCUGCUGCUGCUGCUGCUGCUGCUGCUGCUGCUGCUGCUGCUGGUGGGGUGCUUGAGGCGCUGCUGUCGUGGAAGGACCCCGAGUUGUUUUUGAACUGCAGCAGCGGGGGAGGGUUAUUCCCUCGCGCGUACUUGACGGACAUAUCUCUGGUCCCAGUAGAAAUGCUGCGGCGCCCGCGAGCUUCUCCUCUUGUGCAGCAGCAGCAGCAAGUGGCAAGCUGGAGCGCCAGUUGUUCAGCCACUUCCGCCUGCUAG